Molecule: messenger RNA, 1008 nt
Organism: Babesia ovata
Lineage: Eukaryota; Apicomplexa; Aconoidasida; Piroplasmida; Babesiidae
Exons: 8
Coding region: 1-1008 (335 amino acids)
Biological process (GO): tRNA N1-guanine methylation
Cellular component (GO): nucleus
Molecular function (GO): tRNA binding
Source: RefSeq, a predicted model, not a curated record
AUGGACGCCACAUACGAUGUUGAUUGGAGUGACGUAGAGGAUGUUGAUGCAGAAGGAGAGGCACAGGAAGCCAAGCCGGCGCGGUUGUCCAAAAGCCAGAAGAAGGCGUUGGCCAAAGAGCGCUAUAGAGAAUGGCGCAGACAAAAACGACACAGAAACCGCAGAGAAAUGAGGAAACGAGAACAGCAAGCGCGAAGUGAAUUACUCAGUGGGAUGACAGAUGAGGAGCGGAGCGCGUUCUUCUUACAAGAAAGAAAACUGGCGGAGGAAAGGAAGCUGCAGCAGGAGGCGUUCAUACAGGACGCCCACGACAACGGCAUGCCCAUAUGCAUCAACUGCACCUUCCAUGAGUUUAUGAACGAAAAGGAAUCCAAGAGCCUUGCCAGGCAAAUCGCAGGCAUGUACAGCAAAAUAAAAAAGAACGAGGCGAAGGUCAAACUGAUCAUCACGGGAAUGAGCAAGGACACUGCACUGUACAAGCACCUGCAGUUCUUCAACGUUGAUGCGUGGAAGCAGGUGCACAUCCACAGCCAGAACUACUGGGAGCUGUUCGACACGCGAAAUGUGGUAGUACUGACCCCGGAUGCGGAAGAAUACAUCGAGGAAGUAGAAAGCGAUAAGGUGUACAUCAUAGGGGGAUUGGUUGACGUCAACGUCAAAAAGAAGACGACCCUCACACAGGCGAAGGAACGCGGGGUCACGGCGUUGGCCUUGCCGAUCAAGAAGCCAAACAAACGCAGAACUGUCAAAACAGUAGAAAGCGAUGAAUCGGCUGAACAAUCGCAAAAGGAGGACGAUGUGAUAGUAUAUAUGCCUGGAGGGAAGGUCGCAAAGUGCAAAGUGUGCAAGGGGAAGACCAUGCUCAACGAGGACGCGGUGAAGAAGCAUUUGGACAGCAAGGCACACAAAAAGAACCAGAAGAAGGGUGAAAAGGACGCCCUUGAAGCAGAAGAAGUACGGAAGCGCUUCAUGAAGCGUAUGGAAUCACUCGAGAGAAGGACGGAAUAA